GGCACACAAAUAAGUGGAUUAAUACGUUACAAACAAUUGGGCUUAUUUCGUGAUGUCUUUAAAGAAGGCGAUGUGUAUUGCAUCGGGAACUAUGGUCUAAAACCCAAUAAUCGACGGCAAAGGGUGAACAUAAGUCAUACCUUAAAUUUGACUCACUAUUACACCAUUCUAAAUUUGACUAAAGACUGGACAGGGUGUAUACCGCCACAUCGUUUGAGGUCACCACCUCCUUUACCUGUCCAGCAUCCACGUCCUAGGACCGUUGUUUGGCUGAAACCCAAGGCCCCUUGGGUUAAGCUAAACACUGAUGGCACUUUCGACAGACAUACCGGAGCUGCUGGAGGAGGGGGCCUGAUUAGGGAUCACGGUGGGGCCUCAUCUCUGCCUUCAAUGGGCCACUCCAGGCCUCCUCGAGUUAUGAUGCAGAGAUUCAGGCGCUCCAGAUUGUAUCCAGACUCAGGAGCAUCUGCACAUGUCACAAAUGAGCUUGGAAACCUCAACAUAGCCUCUGAGUAUGAUGGUCAAAAUCAACUCCAAGUGGGAAAUGGCAGUGGUGUUUCUAUCAGUCACAUUGGUAAUACUUUUCUUAAAUGUCCAGAUGCAUCAAAGGCCUUCAUUCUUAAAGAGCUUUUACAUGUUCCUUGCAUUACUAAGAACCUUAUCAGUGUGUCUAAGUUUGCUCAUGACAAUGAUGUGUAUUUUGAAUUCUAUCAUACCUUUUGUCUUGUCAAGGAUCAAACAACUCAAGCAACACUUCUCAGAGGGAAGGUUAAGAAUGGGCUUUACCAGUUCAAUUUCCAGCCAGUGAAGAAGUCUCAAGCUUU
Messenger RNA from Striga hermonthica, 824 nucleotides. The record is from the annotation of a GenBank genome assembly. Lineage: Eukaryota; Viridiplantae; Streptophyta; Magnoliopsida; Lamiales; Orobanchaceae.